Macrosteles quadrilineatus (aster leafhopper) is the source of this 4004-nucleotide messenger RNA. Its product is annotated as plasmanylethanolamine desaturase-like. The transcript has 5 exons. Gene Ontology annotation, molecular function: oxidoreductase activity. The record is from RefSeq and is a predicted model, not a curated record. Lineage: Eukaryota; Metazoa; Arthropoda; Insecta; Hemiptera; Cicadellidae. The coding region runs from base 331 to 1194 and encodes 287 amino acids.
UCGGUUCAGUUCAGUUAAGUAGUUCAGUAGUGUAGUUCACAACGUUUCACGACUCAGUCACUGACGCACAACAGCUGGCUGAUGACUUGUUGUGUGUUUUCACAUAUGUGUUUUGUGUGAAACGGAAACCAAACAAAGGAUGCGUUAGUUAUCCAGGAUGUGCUAGUGACAGUGUUAGGUUAGUUACAGUUCGCUUCUGUGUCGCAAUAUUCCGAUUUCACGAGUGUGGUUUUCCGAGCCACAGGUGUGCCGAUGGGUCCAAGUCCUUAUCAGUUUGAGUGCGUUACGUCAAGGAGGUGUGGCAUUUCAUGAUUCCAGCAGUGUGUGGGAAUGGCGGCAACUUUUCUGACGCCUGUGAAAUCUGAACAGGACAUUCUUAGGAAUUCUAUGCUAGAAGAUGAUCCGAACGCCAACUCUUCAGUUUUCCCAGAAGAGACUUUAUCUCCCAGGUGGGGGCCGACACACAAAGGAGCGCAGGAGUUAGCUAACCUAUAUAGUAGAGGCAAACGUAUACAAGAAUGCAUAAGCGUCAGUAUAUGCGUCACGCUGAUGGCUGUCAAUACUUGUCUUAUAUUUUAUCACAUACACGUAAAAAAUAUUCCCACGAUCAUAUUGGCUGCCCUCUGCGGUAUUGUGUCAGCCGACUUUGCUUCCGGCCUCGUCCAUUGGCUAGCAGACACGUGGGGUUCGAUAGACCUACCGAUAAUCGGAAAGAAUUUUCUGCGGCCAUUCAGGGAGCAUCACAUAGACCCUACGUCGAUAACCCGCCACGACUUCAUCGAGACCAACGGUGACAACUUCAUGGUAACCAUCCCGUUCCUGCUGCUCAUGCUGUACCGACUCCUCACAGACUCCGAAGUCCAGCUGCAGCAACGGUUUUCCUCCAUUUGCUUCAUUUUCCUCUUCGCAAUCUUCGUCGCCAUGACAAAUCAGAUCCAUAAGUGGUCUCAUACAUACUUUGGUCUCCCACCAUGGGUCGUUUGGCUUCAAGAGCACCAUGUAAUCCUACCCAGACGACAUCAUAGAUUCCACCAUGUGGCGCCCCACGAGACCUACUACUGCAUCACUACCGGCUGGCUCAACUGGCCGCUAGAAGUCGUCAAAUUCUGGUCGACGCUGGAGACAAUCAUCACCCUCGUGACGGGCUGCAAGCCGCGUGACGACGACUUCAAGUGGGCUCAAAAACGCUCGUGACCACUCACAAAUUGUAAAUAUCCCUGUAAAUAUUUGUACCUUCAUUGUUACCCACUGAGCUUGAUAGCCACACUGUCGGAGUCAAUGCGCCAUAUUUUUGCAUUUAAUUUUUUAUAACUCUAGGUUAAUUGUGAAUUUUAUACAUUGAAUCUCUCAUGUAAUGACUUGUUUGAGGGUGAAAUUGCAAUUUGAAUAUUUUGUCGCUAAUGUUUUACUUGUAAGCGUUCACUGAUUAAUUUUGUUAUUGAAAGCAAAGUGAGGAUUUGGUAUGUUUGCUUUUAAAAAAGUUCACGUCCAUCAAGUCACACUUAUUUAUUUUUGUUUGACUGGCCCCAGGCCAAUCGGUAAAGUGAUAAUUUGUUUGUAAUUUAUUUUUGCUGAAAAAUGUUUAUUGAAUUAUUACUUUGGAUCAUUUGGAAAAUUCAGCCCGGUAAUCUCGAUGAAUCAUUAAAAUAGUUUAAGGAAUAUGAGAAACAGAAUAGAAAAAACACUCCAUAAUACAUCAGAUUCUUUAUACAUUGUACUGAUAGAUUAUUCAAAAUAACUACAUUUAACUGUAGAUUUUGUAGUUUUCAGUGUAAUGACCAUGUUGCUUACCCAAAAUUGUGUAACAACAUCAAGACUCCAAAUUAUGAAGAAAACGAAUCAAUAACCAUCAUUAAUUUUGUAUCGUGAAAAAAUAAUAAAUUUGUUAAAUAGGUUUAUAAGUUUCAUUUGUCCUUAUAUUAUUAAUACUUAUGUAUAUAAAUGCUAAAUGUAUGAUUUAAUUUUAAAUUAAUGUGUUAAAAAAUUAUAUAAUUUAUCUUAAAAGUGGUAAUACAGUAAUGUUUAAGCCAUUUUGAGUUAAGUUACUGAAGAAGUUUUUGGAGUUGGACAAAUUUAUUAAUUUUCCUUGUACUACGGUACUAUAACAUUUAGGCAACUUAGACAAAUCAUUGACAACAAUGAAUCACCCAUAAUUAAAUUUUGAAGACUAUGGCAUGGAAGUUAAAAGAUUAAACAUUUUUUUUUUUUAUAUUACCAUAAGUGUCAUGUCAUUAUUCAUUCUUUGUUUCUUUUGUAAUUCUUUGUUUUUUGUGUAACUGAUAAUAUCCUGUGGUCUUAAAGCAUACCUCUUUUGUGAGAUUAAUAUUGUUUAGCUUGUUUUUACAUUUAAUUCCCCAGCAUCAGCAAACAUUUUACUGUACGUCAUUCCAAUUGGAAUCAAUGCCAAAAACAGACUAUUGUUCUAAUACAGAAACAAUGCCACCCGUUUUCAAUUGUCUACCCACUAUCUCAUUGCCAAUAAGUCUAAAUUGUUGUUUAAAAUUUCGUAGAGUAUUUCAAACUACACUACAAUAAAACCUGUUUUAGUUUUAUUAAUAAAAUAAAAGUAUAUCAGCAACGAUCACAGUCUUCUCAAAUGUUCAGUUUAAGAGAAAACAGUUUUAUGGAUGAAUAUCCUAUUUUUAUCACCAACUUUCAUGACACAUUACAUUAAUUGUUUUUCAUUUAAGUAAUCCAUUUUAUAAUGUUAGUAUCCAAAAAGUCAUUGAGUAAAGACUCAUAUUCCAUGAACAAAUUUUUAAGGACCAAAUAGAUUUUGUUGAUUUAUGCCAUCUUGUUGUAAUGUUGAUCAUAUUGUUGUGGAUUGUACAGCUGUGCCUUGUGCCUUAGACCUCACAAAUUUCCUUUAAGUGCUUUAAGAGUCAUAAUUUAUGAGUUUAUAUUGUACAUUCAGUGACAGUUCCAAGGGGGAAGUUAUAGGGGCUAAAGCUCCCCCCCCCCCACACCCAUAGGACCCUGAAAGAAUCGAUUCAAACAUGCAUGUCGUCCUAAAAACCUAACAGAGGUUUUUGGACACAGUUCUAGACAUUAAAAAUAGCUUUAAAAAGUUGUGAAACUGCUUUAAAAAUACCAAAUCUUUUGAGGGAGGACCCCUGAACCCCCUUCCUUUCUGGGGGGGGGGGGGGCACCCCCCAACAAGGCCCCAGAACCAAACUACUUUGUACAUUGUAUUGCAUGAAAAUGGUCCGAUAGAAAUUGUAACAGCUGUUUAUGAUACCGUUUUAUUUCAAUAUAAAUUUGGCAACAUUGCCAAAACCAAAUCUGGUUGGACUGUUUUCGUGUAAUGUAGAAUAUUGAGCUUUUGUUAAUUAAUAGAAUUUGAAGCAAUGAACAGCCAAUGAAUAUUGACUAUUUUUUAAAGUUUUUGACAGGAACACACAGUCUGAUAAUACUCACAACAGUCAGGUUUAUUUGUGAAAAGCGAUUCUAUCAGUAUCCUUAGUAAUUUUUUUUAGGUUGGUUUUUAAAUUAAUUGAAAUUUUAAAAAUAUACCUAUGGCUUUUUGUGCCAUAAGUUUUGCACAUUACAUUUUGUGUAGUGUAAUGCUAGUCAAUAAAAAACAAUUCAAUAGAAAUUUCAAUAUUACAAUGUAAGUAAUGUAUGAAAAUGUUAACAAAGGCAGUUUAACUGUCAUGCCUAUAAUUUUAAUUAUUUUUUAGCUUUUUAAUUUUAUUUUAACAUAACAAAACCAUUGUAUGUGUUGUAAUAGUCUUAGGGCUAAAAAUAAAGUAGCGUAUACAUUAGGAGGACUUUUUGUAAAAAAGAGUGAUUUUUAAACAGCCUAGAAGAUAAAACAAGGUUUAUUUUAUAUUGUUAAGAAAGUCAAAGUAAAUCAUUUGAGUGAGUAUUUUUCUACUCAUAAAUAUUUAAAAAAUAUUUGUGUACUCGGCUACAAGCUUUAUUGCUCUGUGAUAGUUUAGAGCACUUCGUAUUUAAUAAUAAAUUAUAAUUAAUAAACAUGUCCAUAAUUAUUUUUAAGACAA